Molecule: messenger RNA, 1986 nt
Organism: Ceratotherium simum simum (southern white rhinoceros)
Lineage: Eukaryota; Metazoa; Chordata; Mammalia; Perissodactyla; Rhinocerotidae
Gene: NKAP
Product: NFKB activating protein
Biological process (GO): negative regulation of DNA-templated transcription
Cellular component (GO): nucleus
Molecular function (GO): chromatin binding
Source: RefSeq, a predicted model, not a curated record
CUAGGUCUGGGGAAGGGAUUUGCCGACGUACCCGGAAGUGUUUUCAAGGUUCCUUCAGGUUCGGGUAGUGGCGCGGCGGCGGGUUCUGGGAGCCAAGGCAACCGAGAUCUUCCCAGGCUCGCGAGAGCGCCCCCUUCUCCCGCUGCUGCGGGGACCCAGCGGCAGCGAUGGCUCCGGUUUCCGGCUCGCGCAGCCCGGAACGGGAGGCCUCGGGCUCUGGGGGGAGGCGUCGCAGUCCGUCGAAGAGCCCUAAGCCCAGCAAAUCCGCCCGCUCCCCGCGGGGCCGCCGCUCUCGCUCGCACUCUUGCUCUCGGUCCGGGGACCGGAACGGCCUCAGCCAUCAGCUGAGUGGCCUCAGCCAAGGCUCCCGAAACCAGUCCUACAGAUCCCGCUCGCGCUCCCGCUCCCGCGAGCGGCCCUCUGCGCCGCGGGGCAACCCUUUCGCUUCUGCCUCCUCGUCCGCCUAUUAUGGCGGCUACUCACGCCCCUACGGGAAUGACAAGCCGUGGCCUAGCCUCCUGGACAAGGAGAGGGAGGAGAGUCUACGGCAGAAGAGAUUAAGUGAGAGAGAGAGAAUUGGAGAAUUGGGAGCUCCUGAAGUAUGGGGACUUUCUCCAAAGAAUCCAGAACCAGACUCUGAUGAACAUACACCAGUAGAGGAUGAAGAACCAAAGAAAAGCACCACUUCAGCUUCUUCUUCAGAAGAAGAAAAGAAGAAGAAGAAGAAGUCUAGUCAUUCAAAAGAAAGAUCCAGGAAAAGGAGAAAGAAAAAAUCAUCUAAAAGAAAACACAAGAAGUAUUCUGACAACAGUGACAGUGACUCUGAUUCUGAAACAGACUCCAGUGAUGAAGAUGCGAAAAGGAGAGCAAAGAAAGCCAAGAAAAAGGAAAAGAAGAAGAAACGCAGAUCAAAGAAAUACAAGAAAAAGAAGUCUAAGAAGAGCAGAAAAGAUUCCAGUGAUUCAAGCUCUAAAGAUUCCCAAGAAGAGUUUCUGGAGAAUCCCUGGAAGGAUCGGUCAAAGCCUGAAGAACCCUCAGAUUUAAUUGGCCCAGAGGCUCCAAAAACACUUGCCUCUCAAGAUGAUAAACCUCUGAACUAUGGCCAUGCUCUGUUACCUGGUGAAGGUGCAGCUAUGGCUGAAUAUGUAAAAGCUGGAAAACGUAUCCCACGAAGAGGUGAAAUUGGCUUGACAAGUGAAGAAAUUGCAUCAUUUGAAUGCUCGGGUUACGUAAUGAGUGGUAGCAGGCAUCGCCGAAUGGAGGCUGUGCGACUGCGAAAAGAGAACCAGAUCUAUAGUGCUGAUGAGAAGAGAGCCCUUGCGUCCUUUAACCAAGAAGAGAGACGAAAGAGAGAAAACAAGAUUCUGGCCAGUUUUCGAGAGAUGGUAUACAGAAAAACUAAAGGGAAAGAUGACAAAUAAUGAUUUUCUGAUUGUUCAGCAGACAUUUUUAACAACAAAAAAGAAAGUCUGGGUUCCAUAUAUCCAUACAAAAAGAUUAUUAUGAUCCGAAAAUGCUUUACAGUGCUACUGUGCCUUCUAUUUAAUUUUUUUAGUCAUUGAAUAAAAACCUGCUUAUUGAUGUAACUUUAGCAAGUUCUUUGGGUUAUUUUGGAUUGACCAUAAUAACUUUCUGGUUUAAAAAUCCAAAUUAUGAGUGAAACCCUACUAUAUUGGGGGAGGUGGCAUUGAGAGAAAGCAUCAGUGAGAUGUGAGAAACCAAACUCUCACACCGUGGGACAGUGCUACUAUCAGCUCGACAUGAUACCCCCCCAACCCCACCCCAACUGAACUUGUGGGAGAUUAUCAUUCCUCUUUGUUGAAUGUGUGAUAAAUGGACUUGACAGAAACAUACAGGAGGCCACUUUUGUUAACAAAAUGAAGGCAUUGCUGAAAAAAGCAAAUCUGGAAUUUGGAGAUUGACUUGUAUAAUAUAUAACCUGCCCUGGAAAUAAUGUAUUUUGGUUUUAGUCCCUACCUCCAUCCC